UCCGCAUAUGGAAAUGCGAGCCCCGCGACCUCGGCGGACAGGACACGUGGCUAACACCCCGGAUCGCGCACUCCAUCAAACACUGCCAUCUCAAAGUGGUCUGCAUGGACUGGAACUGGACUCUCUCCAGCGACCAAGCUAGCUUCCGAGGCACGCGCAACUGGUUUGCGAACUUUGCUGAGGCUAUGGGAACAGAACAUCGCUUGAAGAGCCUUCGCAUCGACUGUAAGCAGCGAGACCCAAGCAUCGACGAGCCAUGGUUGUACGAAGAGACGGGCCCGAUCUUCGAACAUUCGGACAUCCCUUUCUUUCUCGAACCCCUCAUUGGACUCAACGGUAUCUCUCUAGUUACCGUCGAUGUACCCACUAAACAACACGAAGGCGGGAUUUCUAGUAGUUUUGCCGCUCAACUCAGGGCCAUCCUCAAGAGCCCAUCCAAGACUGAGAUGCAGCAAAUUCCCUACGUCGAGAACGCCAGGGUGAAGCGGACAGCCGACGGCGGAAUCAAGGUUCUCUCUGUCGAGACAACCAAGGAAUUUUGGGAGCCCGAGUUCAAAUGGGCCAUGGACGAUGUGUUGGAAGAGAAUAUGAGAGAGUAUGCCCGUAUCCAUGCGGAGCGGGCGCUGGGUCGAGAUUGGAGACUGUUAAAUCGAGUCGGGUACCAGACCGAGGCGGAUAUUGAUAAGUAUGAUGAUGUUUCUGCUGAGGAAAUCCACAUGGCCAUUGUCGCGCGUGGGUUGUAAGCGGAAUACGCAUAUGCUUCACACGGUUGGAAUGAGGGCAAGGAACUAGCGCGAGGGGCAUACUCUUGGGUUGGAGAAACCUUUGGAUGCGACAUCUGAGGUUUGGUGGUGCGCAGCUGCCACUGAGUCCCGUCAACCUGUUUACGAGGGUGGUACGAAAACGAAGAUGGAGCUGACCGUUCGGGUGGAUGGAAUCAUGAAGCACACUUAUCUCAGGAACCUCAGACGCUCCGCAGAGAAUUUGUAGUGGUUGCAUAACUCAGCACCUACCAUCCCCCCCUGCAACACCCAAAAUCCUCUGUGGAGCGUCUGAGCUCAAAUGGGC
Molecule: messenger RNA, 1068 nt
Organism: Mytilinidion resinicola
Lineage: Eukaryota; Fungi; Ascomycota; Dothideomycetes; Mytilinidiales; Mytilinidiaceae
Exons: 1
Coding region: 105-743 (212 amino acids)
Source: RefSeq, a predicted model, not a curated record